GCUCUCUCAGAGGGAGGAUUGGCACGAGCUCAGAGAUUUCGAGAGCGACACCCUCAUGAAUUUUGAGUACGACCGCGCCCAUGCCGCAAAUCCGUUCCUGGAGCCGCAGUACUCCUUCCAGGAUCUCACGGACAUGGUUGGCGAGAUGGCGCACGGCUACGGCAAGUGGCAGAACCGCGAGUGCCAAGAGAUGAAGGCAGAGCUGAUGGAGGCAGAUGUCAACGGAGACGGGCUCGUGCCGGUUAGCCGUUUCUACCUCCAG
Messenger RNA from Symbiodinium sp. CCMP2456, 262 nucleotides. The record is from the annotation of a GenBank genome assembly. NCBI's taxonomy places the organism in Eukaryota, Dinophyceae, Suessiales, Symbiodiniaceae.